CACACACACACACACACAAACACACACACAUUUCCCCCUGAACUCAUCAUGUCACACUUGUUAGUCUUCGCUCAACCUCUGCUGGCCUCGCUGCCACUCUCUGCUGUAAAUCAUCUCUUAUAAUAUUGGUUCAUUUACUGGUUCAUUUACUCGUUUCCCUGGUGAGACCGUUGACUGGCGAGACCGUUGGAGACUCUGGAAAUUUGUACAAUGGAAAAUAGAAAAAACAGACUUUUAUUCAAAGCUGGCCACGGCUGAGGAGAAGAAAACAUCGAAUACUUCGAGUUUAUUGUACAAAAAGGAAUACGAACAAAUUCUGAAUCGCUUGGAUAAACUUAAACGUGUUAACAUUAAAAAGACUCAGAAAGACUAUCUUUGUUACGAAAGUAGGAAAUCCUUGAGGUCACAGUUGAUGAAAGUAUCACCGUUAAGAAAUUGCAGAAAAAGGGACCUCAACUUAGAUUCGUAUGCCUGAAGAUGUGUUCGAUGUGAUCGAUACUAUUCAUCGUGCAAGUGGACAUGGAGGUAAAACUAUUGUCUGUAGGGAAACAAGUGAAAAGUAUGCCAAUUUUUCAAGAUCCCAAAUUGAGUUAUAUUUACAGUUCUGUGAGGAGUGUCAUUUGAAAAAAAAGCACUGUAUGCAAGUCUCUGACUGUGAAGCCAAUUGUAUCCAACAGCAUGAACUCACGAGCUCAGGUCGACUUGAUCGAAAUAAAGAGCCAGCCAGAUAAAAAACAUCGUUUCAUCAGGAUCACUUGAUGAAGAUGCUGUAUCUUCGGGUUCUACAGCCGAAAACUGCUAAAGAGGUUGCUUUCCACCUCGUUGAUAUAUUCUGUGACAAAGGAGCCUCUCAUAUCCUGCAGUCUAACAAUGGAAGAGAAUUCUCAAAUAAGCUUGUCAAGGAAGUUCUGAUGAUGUAGCCAGAGUGCAAAGUGGUUCAUGGCAAGCUGUGACAUUCCCAAUCGCAGGGCUCGGUGGAACGUGCCAACAGGGAUAUUGAAGCAAUUGUCGCAUUUUGAAUGAAGGACAACAACUCCACACAACGGUCACACGGACUGCGCUUUGUCCAGUGGAAGAAAAAUUCCUCUUUCACUCCGGAAUUGGAAGGACAUCAUAUGAGGCCAUGUAUGGACAGAAGGCUCGUCUUGGUGUUGACGCAACUUCUGUACCAGAGGAAGUCCUGGACGGUAUGCUGACGGAGGAACAGCUUGCAGAGGUACUUGGUGUUAUCAAUGAGGUCACAGACACAGAGGAGAAAGAGACAGGUGUUGAAGAGCAAGAUGAACCAUUCGCUGUUAUUAACUGCAUCUCCUUUGAUAAAAGAUAUUUUGGUUCAAAUGUGUGCAAGGUGUGUGAGAGCCCAUGUCACUCUUACACUCCGUGUUCUAUGAUGAAUAACGAUGCUGAUGAGCCUGUGCUUUGUUCCAUCUGCAGUCGGAGUCAGAGUAUUCAUACUGAACAAAUGAAGUCCAACAUAGAACAACAGAAACAAGCCCAAAAAAUGAUCGAUAAUUCUGUGAGGAGAUUUCAACCAGCCAAAGUAGGGGACACUGUGAUGGUUCCUGUUCCAUUAGCUGACCGCGGACGUGCAGUUUCCUAAUGUGAAGACAGUUGUUUUUCAGGCAUUGGACAAUGGCACAUAUAAGUUUGGUACAAAACACGGCCUGCUUAAACAGAUGUACACUCGCAACCAAUUUACUCCAUGUCUAGAAAAAUUCCUUUCACUAGAUGAUAUACAGGAUUGGGAAGUAAGCCUGCAGGAAGAAGCCAUUGCAGAAUCCAUGAGACAAGGUCAGGGAUGCGCUAAAUGCUCUUGCACUAAGUCAUGUAUGGCCAGAUGCUGCAAGUGUUUAAAAAACAGCAGAUGCAAAUGCAGUGCCUCUUGCUCUAACAAGGUCGACACACAAAUACAUUUAACUUUGAUGUACUGUAUUUUGUAAUCUAUUUUCUUUAAUGUAUUGUACAUACACUUUUGUUUAUCAUUUACUUUCUUUCAACUAGCUACUUGCUAAAAGGUUUUGCUAUAUUUGAAAGUUGUAUUUUCUGAAAAUAAAUAAAAUGAGUUAUG
Molecule: messenger RNA, 2068 nt
Organism: Penaeus indicus
Lineage: Eukaryota; Metazoa; Arthropoda; Malacostraca; Decapoda; Penaeidae
Exons: 3
Coding region: 1124-1600 (158 amino acids)
Source: RefSeq, a predicted model, not a curated record